AUGGAGAUUCGAAAAACUUAUUCAAACAUUUUUCAUAAUCGUGAUACAACCGAUGCGCGCGUCCAUAAAGUCUUGCAACAUGUCGAAAUGGCUUUACUUCCAAAAUUAUCACCAGAUAACUGCCGAAUUAUAGUAACUAGACUCAUCGAUUUCAACCCUGAUGGAAUAGUUUUUGAAGAUGUUCUUGGUGUAACUUCUAUGCUGUCUGAUGCAAAUCUUAUAACUUCUGAUGAUGUGACCAAAAAUUAUCUUGCAGAUGGAGAAAUUUUGAUUUAUGACUCAAAUGGAGUUACACCAAAACAUCUCUCAAAGUUGGGAUUUUCAUUGAUGAGAGGAUUCUUUCGAUACAUGAUUGAAGCACAUCCUAUGAGAAUAAAGCAGAUACAUAUAAUAAAUGUUUCAUCGCUGCUUGACAAAAUUAUAAUGUUGAUUAAACCAUUUAUCGGAUCUAAAGUUAUGAACAUUAUGCAAUUUCAUGCACCAGGUUCAGAAACAUUAUUCGAUUUCAUACCACGUGAAAUUCUACCUGUUGAGCUUAAUGGUAAUGACGAAAGCAUUGAAAUUUGUAAUAAAAAUUGGAUUAAACGAACAGAGGAUUGCAGAGAGUAUCUAUUGAAUGAUGAUAUUUGGACACUCAAAGAACCUGAUGAUUCAGAAAACAUGUCAUUUGAGGAUUCAUUCGCCUACAUGGGAUUUUGUUGAGAAAGUCUAUUAAAAUACUUAAUGAUUUGUGGCUCCACAUUUCUUGCUCUCAACUACUUUAUUUUUGG
Molecule: messenger RNA, 770 nt
Organism: Chironomus riparius
Lineage: Eukaryota; Metazoa; Arthropoda; Insecta; Diptera; Chironomidae
Source: the annotation of a GenBank genome assembly